AUGGAGGCUCUGUAUGUCCAACCCCAUGAAGAACAGAGGGUGAUGACUGAAGAGGGGAAAUAUGAGAAAAAUGGGGAAAAAGAUGAGGGAGAAAUGGAAGCCUCUUCUCCUGUGGUCUCCUGCACGGAAGAGGAAACUGAUGAGGAUUCAGAACCAGAGCCUCCACCUAUUAUUCGAAGGAAAGUAUCAUUCGCUGAUGCUUUUGGCCUCGACCUGGUUUCAGUUAAAGAGUUUGACAACGCUGAGGUGACAGAAUCAGAGGCUAGUUGGUCUGAUGGGAGGAAGGUGUUCCAACCAACAGAAGAAGUUUAUCUGUCUUGCUUGUUUACAGUCCCCUCAUCAACAGAGGAGCUGGAUCAGAGGCUGUGCGAGCAGAUGGUUGAGCUGGAGAGCAUCGAGCUUCUCCCGGGAACCACCACCCUCCGCGGCGUCAUCAGGGUGGUCAACCUCUGCUACAGCAAGAACGUCUACGCCCGCGUGACUCUGGAUCAGUGGAGGAGCUACUUUGACCUGCUAGCAGAGUAUGUACCGGGAUCCAGUGACAGGAAAACAGACCGGUUCACCUUCAGGUACACCAUAGUUCCUCAGUUUGAGAAAGAAGGAACUAGGGUGGAGUUCUGCCUCCGAUAUGAAACUCCAAUGGGCACUUUCUGGGCUAAUAAUAAAGGAAUGAACUAUGUGAUGUUCUGCCACCAAGUAAAAGAGCAUCUAACCCAAACAGAAGAGGAGAGCAGCAGCUACAAGAGCAAGAGGAGCUGUCUUAAAGCCAACAGGAAUGGAGACACAGAAGACAAGACCAAGGAGAGCAUACACAACGAUAAAGCUGCUGCAGACGUACAUAAAGUAGAAAAGACUUGUGGGGAGACAACGUCACUUCAUCCUGAAGACCAAAAACCUUGGGUGGAAAGCAUAAAAAGUCGACGCAGAGCGAUCCGUCUGGCGCGUGUGCAGGACUACCUCUGCAAGAGGGUGCAUCAGCAACCAAAGGCAUUUCCACAUGACUCAGCCUAUGGCCAAAAGGUUUCUCAGCGUGUGUCAGCUGCACAUGACUCUGCCAGCUAUCUCUAUAAAUCCCAAGAGAUGCAAUCAAAGGAGAGUCCGCAAGUACUAACCUACCAUCAGAUUCCUUUGCUCACAUUGGACUGGAACAGUCAUACAUCUAAGCAGCAGGACACUGUCGAUGACAUCUUGACUGGGAGAGCUAAAAUGACUUUGUCAAAAGAGUCAGAAGAAAAUGUACCAUCUAUUAAUGAUAUCUGGGAGAGCUUUCCUAAGACUACACAUGAUAGCAACACUAAAGGAACUUCUGUGACUGAUAUAUGGCAGGUUUUCCUUAAUGGGCCCAGUUGCAAGCACCACUCCGAUGUCCCAGAGUCAGAGUGGCUUCAGACAGCAGCAUCGGUGCUUCCUUCAAAUGAUAAGGAGCUGCAAAUCCAAUAUACAAAAGAAAGUCAGAAAUGUCAAAAAUUUCAGGAGGGCAAAGAUACACCCACCACCUUACAAACCUUAGCUGCCUGUCAGUUGCUGUCAGAUAGGUGUGAAACAUUGUUGGCUGCCGUUGCCUUGAAUGCUAAAGAUGAUCAGCCAGCAGAGGCAUGUGUCAGCAGCCCAAAAGAUGACAACGCAGUGGCGCAAGACGCAUCCAAAAGGUCACAGAGCAACUCCAUAACAGACACUCCACAGGAAUUCAACCUCAAGAGGGCAGCGCCUCUGUCCGAGGACACCUGUGACAGUCCAACCAGGUGUCACAGAUACAACGACUGGGUGCAAGAAAACAAAGGAAUAAUAGAAACAGCGGGAACAGGAAAAAGUCAGCCCUUCGCAUUGCACACACCUAACUCAGUAGCAAGCUUAAGGGAGUCUGAGACAACAGACAUGACAGUAAUGGCAGAGACUCCGAAUGCCAGCAGUGUUGAUACAAUCUCAUCAGAUGCAAGGCAGGUUGGGGGGCUUUAUUCUAACAGGGAACAUGAGGUUCCAGGCACUGCACACAAUGUGGUAGAUGACAUCCUGGCAUUUAGGGAGACAAUCAUGGAGGAGACGAGGGACAGGGCCAGUUAUGCCUUCUCUGCAUCCAUGCAAAGGGAGAAGGAGGAGAUCACGAUGAACUAUAUGGCAAAAAAAGUGCCAACAGAAGAGGAAAUGUUUAUGCCACAGGAAAGCAAAGAGUGUAAUAUGCCUCUAAGAUAUGCAGCUAAAAUCCAGUGUGAGGAAUUCAGGCAAAGCGAAAAUAGAGGGAUUGACGAGAAGGAACCAGGAACAACAACAAGACAUGCUAGAUUUGACUCACAGCAAAAAUAUGAGGAAAAUUUGGAGAAAAAUAGAAAUAUUUUAACUGAUGUAAACAAAGGUGGCCCACCCAAUAACCACAAGAUGGAGGUAAUAAAGAAAGAUGUAAGAGCUGUUGGGACACAAAGCAAGGAAGCAGAGGAAGUAACUGAUAAAGGUAGUAAGCUCAUAAAAAAAUUGGAUGGGGUACAAUUGCAACAUGAAGAUGGAUCAUCUCCAUUACCUAUGGCAGAAUACGAUACACAGUCGAGGUCUGUCCUUGUGAAUGAAAAGCUACACGUUGAAAAGAGGGGAGACCUGCCUCUCACACAAAGAGAACAAAGUGAUAACCAGAAAUCUGAAACAGGCCAACAAGAGUUGGGUUAUGAUAGAAAAGCAAUGGAGCAAAAAGAAAUAAGCUCUUCUUCAGGUUUAAGUCCCACUGUCGAUAUGCCGGAAGUUAUAGUUUGCCAAAUCAGCCAUGAUACACAAAUAUCUUGUCACACUGAUGGAUAUCACCUUAACCCCUUGGAGGUAGUCAAACCAAGAUUGACAGAACCCCAGCAAGACUCAAAGAGUCCAAAACAAGAUUCAAGUAGAGACAUAAAUCUGGAAGAAGUAAUGAUAAAGGAGAAUAGUGCAGAGAGAGACACUUCAGCAGAACACCGACCUGAAACCUCAAGAGGAACAAAACAAGAUCAGAGUAAGGAAGAUGAGAAAGUCUGUGUUGGAAGGUUUAAAGUAGAGGCAAUGAGGGAGUUGAUGGGUAAUCUGGAGAGCCCUCAGGGGGAGAAUAAGAAUACGUGGAAAGAACAAGAAUCAUCAGCAGAAGUUAAGAGCUCUCCACAUGUUGAAUACAACAAACUGGCAGAUGGAACAAAAGAUCCCAUUACAGUAGAAAAUAGUGCUGCACUUGAAGCGACACAGUCAGAAUUGGAGCAAAUGUUCAUAGAAAGGUUUGGAGACAAUUUGGUUUGUAGCAUCAUGGAAGAGGUCUUUGCUCGGGAAAAACAACCUUCCACUCGGCAUACAAAUACUGUUGGUAACAUUAAAAGCAGGCUGACAGAGGCUACUCAAGACUGCCAUCUUAUUUACGAGAAAAACUUGAGUGACACCUUUGGUUCAGGCGUGUUUUCGUUGAGGGAAUUUCCAACAGAUUCACAUGUAAAUCUCUGUCAAAGCCUCAAGCAAACCUUGGAGACUGAAGGCAAUGAAUACUCUCCGAAAGACAGAAAGGCCAUGACAGAGCACACCGACAGUCCUGAAUUACAGACUGAUUUGGAUUCAAUUGCCCAUCUGAGCCUAAUAGUCCAUGGUGAGGAAUCGAUGUUUGAACCAACCCUAUCUCUUAGCUCUCCAAAGGAUCGGGAGGACAGCUCUCAAAUUAAAGCCGAAUCGGUUCCUCAUCUAGAGAAAGAUUUUGAAAUAGAAGGCUGCAUAAUUGCUGGCACAACAAGUUUUAAUCGAUUCUCCCACCUUUCCAACAAACACCAGAGCUCCUCUGAGAAAUUAAAAGAGUCUGAUGCCCUUUUAUGGUGGACUGUGUUAUACACCAUCAGCCACAUCACUAGAUUGCUAAUCUGCACCCUCUUGGUUGGGGGGUUCUUUGUUGUGGUAUUUCUCUAUGAUUUCCCAGCCUUCUUUGCACUCUACAUAUUUUCAAUGUCUUGGUGGAUUUUUAAGUGGAAGAAACACCAGGCGACUACAGGUAAUAAUGCUGCAGAAUAGGUAAGGUUUAAUAUUUUCUCAUGGUGGAUUCAACUUGGGGAGAUUACAUUUAAGAUUAAAUAACACCAAGUGCAAUAUAUUGAUAGUGUGACUGUGUGGAUUUUUAUUUUGUCUAUUUUUUCAAAUGAAAUCUUGUAACCCCUAAGAAAGCAAAAUCAACUUGAAUCAGGAGCAUAUGUAAUUCAAACAGUAAAAUUACUUUUUUGUUUUUGAAGCUGUCAACUACUGAAUUUCAAAUAAAAUUGUAGAUUAGAUGUAAUACUGUAGUAUAGAACUGAUGUUUGAGAACUUAGUUAAUGCAAAUAUUCUGCAAAACGUUGUGUUCAAUAUAUGUUAAUUUGCUGUGUUUUGUUGGCCUAAUACAUCUUUACAAUGAAUAAGAUUCAAUAAAAAGACUUUUGUGAUAUUCUUCAAUAAAAUGCAUUCACAAGGUU
Messenger RNA from Girardinichthys multiradiatus, 4430 nucleotides. RefSeq names its product protein phosphatase 1, regulatory subunit 3Aa (gene ppp1r3aa). Gene Ontology annotation, cellular component: protein phosphatase type 1 complex. Bases 1 to 3996 code for a protein of 1331 amino acids. Gene Ontology annotation, molecular function: protein phosphatase 1 binding; glycogen binding. Gene Ontology annotation, biological process: regulation of glycogen biosynthetic process. The transcript has 4 exons. The record is from RefSeq and is a predicted model, not a curated record. NCBI's taxonomy places the organism in Eukaryota, Metazoa, Chordata, Actinopteri, Cyprinodontiformes, Goodeidae.